Molecule: messenger RNA, 779 nt
Organism: Sesamum indicum (sesame)
Lineage: Eukaryota; Viridiplantae; Streptophyta; Magnoliopsida; Lamiales; Pedaliaceae
Product: Ribosomal protein L11 family protein
Biological process (GO): translation
Cellular component (GO): cytosolic large ribosomal subunit; ribosome
Molecular function (GO): structural constituent of ribosome; large ribosomal subunit rRNA binding
Source: RefSeq, a predicted model, not a curated record
UCCUUUUCAUUCUUUCGUACUCUCAAAACCCUAGCCACCACCAGCAAUGCCGCCGAAGUUCGAUCCUACACAGGUCGUCGACGUCUUCGUCCGCGUCACCGGCGGAGAAGUCGGAGCGGCCAGCUCCCUGGCCCCGAAAAUCGGUCCUCUCGGACUGUCACCUAAAAAAAUUGGUGAAGACAUUGCCAAGGAAACCGCUAAGGAUUGGAAGGGCCUCCGCGUUACCGUCAAGCUGACGGUCCAAAAUCGCCAGGCCAAAGUAACUGUCGUCCCCUCCGCUGCGGCGUUAGUUAUUAAGGCGCUGAAGGAGCCCGAGCGUGACCGCAAGAAGACCAAGAACAUCAAGCAUAACGGAAAUAUCUCCCUCGACGAUGUCAUUGAGAUCGCCAAGGUGAUGAGGCCUCGUUCCAUGGCCAAGGAUUUGGCUGGCACUGUCAAGGAGAUUCUAGGCACUUGCGUUUCUGUUGGAUGCACUGUCGAUGGAAAGGAUCCCAAGGAUUUGCAGCAGGAGAUCUCCGAUGGCGAUGUGGAAAUUCCCCAAGAUUGAGCGGGAGGAGGUUGAGUUUGUAAUUCCCAAUUUCAUAUAGUUUUUGUUAUUUAUCGUCUUUUAUUUACAACUGGUUUUUGAGGAGGGAACUGUUUUGAGCAUUUUUUUUAUGUGAGGUGGAAACAUCACGAUGAAAUAUGCUAUUAAUGGUAUUAGUACUUUUAUAUUACAAUGUAGUUUGAAGAUUGUUAUGAUCUUUUUUGGACCAAAUGUUAUUUUGUUUCUUGCGGUA